Messenger RNA from Culex pipiens pallens (northern house mosquito), 1879 nucleotides. RefSeq lists its product as uncharacterized. Lineage: Eukaryota; Metazoa; Arthropoda; Insecta; Diptera; Culicidae. Bases 225 to 1841 code for a protein of 538 amino acids. The transcript is spliced from 9 exons. Gene Ontology annotation, biological process: regulation of transcription by RNA polymerase II; anatomical structure development. Gene Ontology annotation, molecular function: RNA polymerase II cis-regulatory region sequence-specific DNA binding; DNA-binding transcription factor activity, RNA polymerase II-specific. The record is from RefSeq and is a predicted model, not a curated record.
UGUGGAGGUGUGUAGAACAGUCAGAGCGAACGAGUCGUAAUACGGGACGGGUUUUGUGGGUUUUUGCACUUGCUGGUCGUGUUCGUCGAAAAUAAAAGUGUGAAAUAGUUAUGCAGUUUUAAAAAAGUGGUUUAGAAAUACGAAAUUUUGUUACAAGUUUGUGUAAAGUUUAAGGUGACGCGUGUUGUGUGAAACUGGAACACAUUUGUGCAAAGCUGCAGACAAUGCAUUACAAUUCGUUCAAUUGUAAGCAGAACAUCCUGGAGUACUACACCUGUCACGGUGGAGUAAACCAGCUCGGCGGAGUCUUCGUCAAUGGGCGGCCCCUGCCCGACCUGGUCCGGCAACGGAUCGUCGAACUCGCCCACAACGGGAUCCGGCCGUGCGACAUUUCGCGCCAGCUGCGCGUCAGCCACGGCUGCGUGUCCAAGAUACUAUCGAGAUACUACGAAACGGGCAGCUUCAAGGCGGGCGUCAUCGGCGGCUCCAAGCCGAAGGUGGCCACCCCGCCGGUGGUGGACGCAAUCGCCGCCUACAAGCUCCAGAACCCAACGAUGUUCGCGUGGGAAAUCCGCGACAAGCUGCUCGCGGACGGCAUCUGCGUGCACGACAACGUCCCCAGCGUGUCCUCGAUCAAUAGAAUUGUUCGCAACAAAGCGGCGGAAAAGGCCAAGUACAGCUCCCGCAUGGACACCAGCAUGGACGGCGGUAGCCCGCGGGGAAUGUCCCGCGGACAGGGUCAGCAACAGCAAGCUCAAUCUGGACAGAGUGGAUCUCAACAGCAGCAGCAGCAGCAAGCCUCCGGCCAGGAGUGCAUGAACCAGCAGUCCAUGUCCGAUUCCGAGGGAAUGAUGAAGAGUUCGCAGGCUUCCGGCGACAACGUCGCCUCGGCUUCGUACAGCAUCAACGGGCUGCUUGGAUUGUCGCAGAAGUCGCUGUCCGGAAGUAGCUCGAAACGGCGCAAAAUUAAAGAGGAUCCGGAUUUGAAAUCAAACAUUCUUGGCUGUAUUAAACGGGACAAGGUACUGAAUCCGCACGGCUGGCAAUCUGAAACCAAAGACAUGCAAGAAAUGGCUCACGAUGGCGGACAGGACAAGGGAAAUAACAACAAUAACAACGAUAUGUACGUGGGGGGGCCCGUGGACUUUGUCAGCUCGAUGGCCAUGGCCAAUGAGGACAACUCGGACAACCAGCAGAGCUUCUCGUUGAGAGCUGAGAAACCGCACAAAUACCACCGGGAGGACGCCCUCUCGGUCGGGGUCAUCAUCGAGGACGACUCUUCCGGAAGGAAACACCAACAGCAGCAUCACCAUCCGCAGCACCCGUCCGACCUGGGCAAGAGCCCGGGCGGGGGAACGGCCGGCGGCUACGAGAAGAUCCUGACCAGCGAGAUGCUCGCGUCAUCGGCAGCCGCUGCAGCUGCGGCGGCGGCAGCGGCGGGCGUCGGCAUUGGCCUCAAGCGCUCCCAGGACGCGUCCCCCUCGAUGGCCCAGUCCAUCGAGUUCCUCAGCGACAUGAACAACAACAUAUCGCAGAACCAGAGCUUCCCCACGACGAGUUACGAGACGGCGGGUGCGGGCGGAGGCGGUGGGUAUAGUACCGGAGGGCCGGGCGAACCCGGCGCGGAAACGGCCGUCCUGAACCCGCACAUUGCCUGCUCGUCCAACUACUCGGCGUUCCUGCAGAACACGGACCAGUUUGCCGCAAACCCGGAGCUCAUCUUCCCGACCGCCUACACCCAGUACGCGCCCGGCUACGGCUCGUUCAACUACAACGCCCCCUUCACGAACCAGAACCUGUGCCGGGACCUCGGUCAGAUCCACUACCCUGAGGAGCAGUGAUGACCGAUCUGAUCGGGUGACAACUCAACCAACCAACA